AUGUUCAAGCCUCCUCACUCUAUGUUUUUGGCUGUCCUCUCCUUCUCAGCCUUAAUUAAUGUAGCUUUAGGGGCUACGGAGGCAUGUUUGCCAGCAGGGGAAAAGAAAAGCGGGAUGAAUAUCAACUUUUACCAGUAUUCGUUAAAAGAUUCAUCCACGUACUCUAACCCAUCAUAUAUGGCCUACGGAUACGCUGAUAAAGAUAAAUUAGGUUCCGUUAGUGGGCAGACAAAGUUGUCCAUUGAUUAUUCCAUUCCAUGUAAUGGUGCAUCAAAUACCUGUGCCUGCGAAGAUGACUAUACCGACGGCAGCUCUUCCCAGGUUGCAACCGUGAAACGUGGAGUUAGACUCUGUUCCGAUAAUACAACUCUUUCUUCUGCAGCUGAGAAGCGUGAAGAUGGCGAUUGUGACCAAGGCGCUGCCUACUGGAGUUCAGAUUUGUUUGGUUUCUAUACAACGCCAACAAACGUUACUGUGGAAAUGACAGGUUACUUUUUACCACCAAAGACUGGUACUUACAAGUUUGGUUUCGCUACAGUCGAUGAUUCGGCAAUUCUAUCAGUUGGAGGUAAUGUUGCCUUUGAAUGUUGUAAACAAGAACAGCCUCCCAUCACAUCAACCGACUUCACAAUCAACGGUAUUAAACCUUGGAAUUCAGAUGCUCCUACAAAUAUACAAGGAUCUGUGUAUAUGCACGCUGGUUACUAUUACCCUAUGAAAGUUGUUUACUCGAAUGCUGUAUCUUGGGGUACACUUCCUAUUAGUGUUACAUUGCCCGACGGUACUGAGGUUAAUGAUGAUUUUGAAGGAUACGUUUAUUCCUUCGAUGACAAUAUGACUCAAGCUCAUUGUUCUGUCCCAAAUCCAGAAAGUCAUGCGAAGACCUGUAUAUCGACGACAACAGAAGCAUGGACUGGUUCUUACACAACAACGUCCACUCAAAAGUCUACAGAAACGACCAUCAUUAAGGUUAAAACGCCUAUAAGCACCAGCUCAUACAGUGCUUCAUCUAUCUACAGUACAAUCAAACUUGCCACAUCGUCUGCCGAAUCAACCACGGAAGUCUGUACCGAAUGUACAGAAACCGAGGCCACCAGUUCUCUAGCGUCAUCGUCUGUGCAAUCUAGUACUACCGGGUACACUAGCGCUACCACAUCAUCUGCUGAAUCAACCACGGAAGUCUGUACCGAAUGUACCGAAACCGAGGCUACCAGUUCUCCAGCACUAUCUGCUAGUACUACUGGUUACACUAGCGCCACAUCGUCUGCUGAAUCAACCACGGAAGUCUGUACCGAAUGUACAGAAACCGAGGCCACCAGUUCUCUAGCGUCAUCGUCUGUGCAAUUUAGUACUACCGGGUACACUAGCGCCACCACGUCUGCUGAAUCAACCACGGAAGUCUGUACCGAAUGUACCGAAACCGAGGCUACCACUUCUCCAGCACUAUCUGCUAGUACUACUGGUUACACUAGCGCUACCACAUCAUCUGCUGAAUCAACCACGGAAGUCUGUACCGAAUGUACCGAAACCGAGGCUACCAGUUCUCCAGCACUAUCUGCUAGUACUACUGGUUACACUAGCGCCACCACGUCUGCUGAAUCAACCACGGAAGUCUGUACCGAAUGUACCGAAACCGAGGCUACCAGUUCUCCAGCACUAUCUGCUAGUACUACUGGUUACACUAGCGCCACAUCGUCUGCUGAAUCAACCACGGAAGUCUGUACCGAUUGUACCGAAACCGAGGCCACCAGCUCUCCAGCACUAUCUGCUAGUACUACUGGUUACACUAGCGCUACCACAUCAUCUGCUGAAUCAACCACGGAAGUCUGUACCGAAUGUACAGAAACCGAGGCCACCAGUUCUCUAGCGUCAUCGUCUGUGCAAUCUAGUACUACCGGGUACACUAGCGCCACCACGUCUGCUGAAUCAACCACGGAAGUCUGUACCGAAUGUACCGAAACCGAGGCCACCAGCUCUCCAGCACUAUCUGCUAGUACUACUGGUUACACUAGCGCUACCACAUCAUCUGCUGAAUCAACCACGGAAGUCUGUACCGAAUGUACCGAAACCGAGGCUACCACUUCUCCAGCACUAUCUGCUAGUACUACUGGUUACACUAGCGCUACCACAUCAUCUGCUGAAUCAACCACGGAAGUCUGUACCGAAUGUACCGAAACCGAGGCUACCACUUCUCCAGCACUAUCUGCUAGUACUACUGGUUACACUAGCGCUACCACAUCAUCUGCUGAAUCAACCACGGAAGUCUGUACCGAAUGUACAGAAACCGAGGCCACCAGUUCUCUAGCGUCAUCGUCUGUGCAAUUUAGUACUACCGGGUACACUAGCGCCACCACGUCUGCUGAAUCAACCACGGAAGUCUGUACCGAAUGUACCGAAACCGAGGCCACCAGCUCUCCAGCACUAUCUGCUAGUACUACUGGUUACACUAGCGCUACCACAUCAUCUGCUGAAUCAACCACGGAAGUCUGUACCGAAUGUACAGAAACCGAGGCUACCAGUUCUCCAGCACUAUCUGCUAGUUCAAUCGGUUACUCUAGCCCUACCACGUCAUACGCUGAAUCAAGUUCUAGUAUUUUCAAAACUUUCGCGGACACUACUGAGACCAGUAGCUCUCCUUCUUCAUCUGCCCAUAUUACCGCUAGCGCUUCGACAUCGUCAAGUCAAGCUGAGGGCACACAUUACACAUCAUCUGUACACAGCGUUACCCCUAUUUACCCUCGUAAUGAAACCGUGAUCACUAGUUCUGUUCCAUCGACACCGAUUACUUCAACAUCAUCUGGCUCAUCCGAACAAUCUACAAUUUCACUCAAUUCCGCUGCGACUGGAUCUAGAUCAUCUACUAUCGAUGCGAAGUUCGCUACCGUUUCUAAAUCAUCAAUUGAUUCGGCCGCUAGCGCUUCUACACAUUCCGCUGCGACUGGAUCUAGAUCAUCUACUAUUGAUGCGAAGGUCGGUACUGUUUCUAAAUCAUCAAUUGAAUCGGCCACUAGCGCUUCCACACAUUCCGCUGCGACUGGAUCUAGAUCAUCUACUAUUGAUGCGAAGGUCGGUACUGUUUCUAAAUCAUCAAUUGAAUCGGCCACUACCGCUUCCACAUUAUUUGCUGAUACAUCCUCUAGCGUUGCAACACCGACUGCUCAUUCGAUAUCAAGUAGUCCCGUAUCUUCUAGUCAACCAAAUGUCUUUAGCUCUUCCGGCACUAGCUUUAAAGGCCAAGAAACAACAACCUCCUCAUUGACCAAUUCCGGUCUAUCCGAACUCUCUAAAUCCCAUAGAUCAUCUCUUACUCCAUCCAGUAGUUCAGCCCUCAAAUACUCUAGUAAAAUAGAAUCCACUAGUUCCUUCGCCUUCAAGACUCAUGAAACUACUGCUGCUUCCACUUCCACUUCAGUAUCCGCUGAAUCCGCCUCCACGCCAUCUGCCUCAUCUCCUAUAACCUCUACUACUGCUCGUUCCACUGAGUUCAAUAGCGAAAAUUCCAGCUUUACCACAGAAGUCAGCUCAUUUAGCAAUGAUACCAGAGUUAUGACCUCAGCUGUUUCAUCUUCUAAAGCACAAGAAGUUAUCAGCCGUAAAAUAUCUUCCGGAUCUUAUCGCGACCGUACUACCGUCCAAGGAAUGACUUCAGUUAUCACUACAACAGGUGAACAAACCACUUUGGUUACCGUAACUUCCUGCAAAUCUCAUAUCUGUACCGAAACUGCUUCUCCUGCAGUUAUUUCUACAGUUACAACUACCCUUGGUGGUGUCACUACACAAUAUACCACAUGGUGUCCUAUUUCUACCACAGAAUCAAAGGAUCAAACCACAUUAGUUACUGUAACUUCCUGCGAAUCUGGUAUUUGUUCCGAGACCGCUUCUCCUGCCGUUGUUUCUACAGCCACGACGACUAUUAAUGGAGUUGUCACAGACUAUACCACAUGGUGUCCUCUUUCUACCACAGAACCAACGAAGAAAACCACGCUGGUCACAGUUACUUCUUGUGAGUCUGGUAUUUGUUCCGAGACUGCUUCUCCUGCCAUUAUUUCUACCGCCACAACCACCAUCAAUGAUGUCGUUACUGUUUACUCAACAUGGGCUCCACAAGGUUCAAGUGAAGCAGCUGCAAGUACCAAUAUUUCAAAUAACGUUAAUGCCGCCUCUACAUUCACAGAUGCCUCUAACACAAAAACGGCAAGCAGCGCUAACAGCGCAUCUUCGCUUUCAGGAUUCGAUUAUCAUACCCAAGCACAUGCAACUACUACCGCGGCCAAUACAAUUGACUACAGCGACACUGUCUCCCCAGUAUCAGAAACUGCCAACACCAGAAAUCCUACUGCUUCAAAGUUAAGCAUUGUAUCUCAACAACCUCACAGCGCUUCCCCAAGCGGUGUACUAGUAUCCAGUACCGCCUCUUUAGAAAUGUCAACCUACGCUGGUGUUGCCAAUGGUCUACUAGCCAAUAGCGCUCUUAGUAUCUUCAUUGCUUCCGGAUUGCUAGCGAUCCUUUGA
Messenger RNA from Saccharomyces kudriavzevii IFO 1802, 4512 nucleotides. It is a transcript of the gene FLO10, whose product is annotated as Flo10p. The transcript has a single exon. The record is from RefSeq and is a predicted model, not a curated record. NCBI's taxonomy places the organism in Eukaryota, Fungi, Ascomycota, Saccharomycetes, Saccharomycetales, Saccharomycetaceae. The coding region runs from base 1 to 4512 and encodes 1503 amino acids.